Hylaeus volcanicus is the source of this 1310-nucleotide messenger RNA. RefSeq lists its product as uncharacterized. Bases 213 to 1049 code for a protein of 278 amino acids. The record is from RefSeq and is a predicted model, not a curated record. NCBI's taxonomy places the organism in Eukaryota, Metazoa, Arthropoda, Insecta, Hymenoptera, Colletidae. The transcript has 2 exons.
UGGUGUCAGCAUGUCCAUACCACAAAUUCUUUAAGAAGCCAAACUAAUAAUUAUGGUAAUUGAAAAAAAGAAAAUAUUUUUAUUAAAAAGUUUUAUUUACUAGAAAACUUUUAAAAAAUUUUUUUUUCUUGUAAUUUUUUUUGUAUCACAAGCAAAUUGUUUAGUGUUUUCGUACGCUUCAUAAAAAGUCAUCUGAGUCAUACCCUACGACAAUGUGGUAUACAACACGUUAUGAAGGUUUUGAUGAUCCAAAAGUUUGUAAAAAAGGACCUUCUGGUGUAGCAACGCUACAAGGAAUUUUUUCAGGCUUAUUACAAACUGGAUUUUUAUUACAGUUAAUUGGACUGACAACUUUAUUUUUUGUAUAUUAUGCGUAUCGCGGAACUGAAAUUUUCACAUAUGAUUUAGUUUUUACAAGCGAAGAACAACGACAACUUUCAGGUUUUCGGUUUUGGUUACAAAUCGGAUCUGGAGUUCAACUUUUAGGAUCUCUUUAUAUAUUAUUCUUUCAUGCUCUACUCGCUGACGAUGCCUCUUGGGCAAGGGGUUAUAGAGCGGGUGCCAAAUUAUUAGGAAACGCUGCUUUUUUUGAUGUUCUUUCUCGUACCAUUCAAUUUAUAAUUUAUGCAUAUAUGAAUAAUCACUAUGGUCCUAUAUGGUGGAAGCAAUUCUCUAUGGGUGGAGCAGAAUGGCUUGUUUCUGCUUUGGCAAGACUUUUAUAUGUAUUUGCUUUAUUUUAUUACGCGACUUCUCUUUUUCUUCUAGAAAUUUAUCAUGAUAAUGGUACCAAUGAUUGGCAUGGACUUUUAAAUUGCUUUUUGUUCACGGUAGCAGGAGUCUCAGAAAUUGUUGCUUUGUCAAUUCCAAGAAAUGCGGUAUCGGUGAUUAUAUCUUGGAUAGCACUAGUUUCUGCAUUAGUUUGGUCUAUUGCCUUUGAGCAAGAAGUAAAUGCUUGUACUCCAUUGUUAAAUGAACCAGAGUUAACAAAUGAAAUUGAAGCUCGUGUUGAGAAAUAUGCUAGAGCAAGUCCAUAUAUGCCAGUUGAAUAAUAUUGCUUAUUUGUCAACUGCGGUCGCUUUCUGCAUUACUUUUUCAUAUAACAAGCGUCACCAUAUAAGUUUAACAUAUUGAUGAAACAGUUCCACCCUUUAUUUAAAAAAUUCAUUCCAGUUGACUCUGUUUUUUAAUAUUACAAAACGUUUAAAUAGAGAAAUUUCUAAUGUCGCAUAAUACAUGAAAGCUUUUUUUUUGUAUUUACAUAAUGUGUACAAUUUUCAGUAAACCUUUCAAUGUCGGGAGUUUUCUUUUUA